Esox lucius (northern pike) is the source of this 9401-nucleotide messenger RNA. It is a transcript of the gene fndc3ba, whose product is annotated as fibronectin type III domain containing 3Ba. NCBI's taxonomy places the organism in Eukaryota, Metazoa, Chordata, Actinopteri, Esociformes, Esocidae. The transcript has 27 exons. Gene Ontology annotation, molecular function: protein binding. The record is from RefSeq and is a predicted model, not a curated record. Bases 1650 to 5276 code for a protein of 1208 amino acids.
CUGACUUAAAGGCCGUGACAGCACCGCCGUGCCAUUCAGGAGCCCCAGCAAUGCUUUUAACAGCCAUGUUUUAGGAAGGGAAUAUAUAUAUAUUUUUGUUGACACUGAAGUUAGUCUUACAGUCAAUCUGUAUUUGGUAACGAAGUUGAUAAUGCAGACGUUGCGCUUUGCUCGUUGGUUUACCCACGUGCUGCUUUGGAACAUAAUUAAUGCGCAUAUUUCAUAUUAAAAUCUGUGCCGCCUCCGGGAAACAGGACGAUCCUACGGUGAUAACUGCCUGACGUCGGCUUGGACUGAACAUUUGCCUCCAGCCUGCCGGAGCAUCAUGGGAGAGCGGAAUGGGAGUGCACAGCAAUGAUCUGGCCUGCAUGUUUCCUUGUACUGCUGUCACGAAGUACCUUGACGGAGGGCAAACGGCAGUUGAUGACCCUUUCCGUGACCUGUGUAACGCUUCGCAGUUUACAUCUGCAACGGGCAGAGGCGGACCCAAACCAGUCAGUGAUGGAGGUCAGGAUGGACUCUACUAUACUGUUCCUGUGUGACGCCCUAUCAGAAUUGACUGUGGGACUUUUCAACCGAACGUCCCCUUCUUUGUCUUCCUGGUGAUACUGCUGAUGUUGCUCUCCCACUUGAGAUUGUGGGAGAUGAAAACUGAAUUAUUUAGCCAAACAAACAGCCGAGCCCUUAAUUUCAAGGUGGGAUGCGCGGGGGGAGCGUUCCUGGAAGUCAAUCAUGUUUUUUGUUUUGUUUUAAAGGGGCUGUAUGUUGAAUUUAUUCUCCAAGUUCACGUUCAAACCAACUCUCCCCAAUCAAGUGAGAUCAAGUUCAUUUUAUAAGGAACUAUAGGUAGAUAUAUAGGUAUUCUGUUUCUCCAGAUGUGCAUUUUGAGUACAUUUCAAUGUCCAUUAUUAAACCAACUUCACAUUGCACUUGUGCACCUAGAUGGUGCAGUAUUUCCAUUUUACAACUGCAGCUGGUCACGCUUCUGAUGCCCUAUAGAAAAUCACCAUUAUAGUAUGCGCUUUUCUAUUCACACAAAAUAAUUUCUGGUGCAUACACUUUGUGGAACACUAUAAUUGUAAUAUUACUUUAGGUGUAUUGUGGACAUUUCGUUAUAUUGUGCACACAUUUGUAAUUAUUUGUAAUUAUGCCGCUGGAGCUACAGUUAUUGGCGAAGAGUGAGCAGCGGAAGAGGUGAGAGCAUGCAUCCAUGCUGAGCUCCUGUGCAUAGGGUUAAAGAGUCCCAAAUGUGCAUACCCAUUUUAACGUGUUGCGUCCUGUUGGUGAGGAGGUCAGUGGUAAAUGAGGGUGCAAGAAUGGGGCUGGGGUGACAGGAAAAAAAGGUCGAAUUUGGAGAUGAUGUGGUCCCUGUCCCUCCUUGCUUUAUAGCUGUCGGGAGCAUGCCACAGCAGAAGUGAGUAUGCGUGGUGUAGAAGGUAGUACGGUAUGUGGGCGGGCUUAAUCCUCCAUGUGCGUUGCAGGAGAUGAUUGACAGUUUGGAUUGUUCCACAGUGCGCUGCGAAGGCAGAAUCAGCCAGGCGGGGGGAUCCGACAAGCAGCCCUGGAGAAAAAAAUACAAAGCAGCGAACGUCUGUUUCAAGUUUAUUUUAUUGCAGUGAGGUAGGCCAGGCCAGUGUGUGUAUCCAUGAAUGUACGUCACCAUGAUGAUGACCGACCAGCUGAUGGACUUGGCUCCGCCUCCGUUGCUGAGCGAUCCGCUGAUGCAGCACAUGGUUAGCGGAGAUGCGGCGCAACAGGUGAUUCUGGUGCAGGUGAAUCCAGGGGAGACGUUCACCAUUAGAGCGGAGGACGGCUCGCUGCAAUGCAUCCAGGGUCCUGCUGAGGUCCCGAUGAUGUCUCCUAAUGGAUCAAUCCCUCCCAUUCACGUUCCCCCUGGAUACAUCUCCCAGGUGUUAGAAGACAACACAGGAGUGCGUCGUGUGGUCGUCACUCCCCAGUCACCAGAAUGUUACCCCCCCUCGUACUCCCCUGCUCUCUCCCCCUCGCACCACCUCCCCCCCUACCUCACCCAUCCCCACUACAUCCACAACUCUCACUCCUUCUACCCGCCGGUGAGUCCCGGGGACCUGGCCUCCCACCAGUACUUCCAACACCAUCUCCCACCCAUGUAUGGAGAAGAGAUCAUCCCAGUCUACGGCAUGUCUAGCUACAUAGGUAGAGAGGAGAACUACAACAAGCCUCAGCCUAAGAAGAUAAAGGAGCAGAGGCAGCUGGAGAGACAGAACAGGCUCAACUCUCCUCCCUCCUCCCUGUACAAGACUCUGGCUCCCACCCACAAUGGGUACAGUGGAAAGAGCCACGUUGCUACGCCGGGGUCAUUGGGGUCAAUGGGUGGAGCUAACAGUCCGGGAGGGAAGAAGCCAGAACGAAGGCAACAACUACGGAGCAGCCCCAGGAGUACCGAGCCAGACACACACACACACUCACCUCAAGAUCACGACUCAGAGACAAAGAGGGUUCAGGACGUGCUCUACACUAUUGAAAAACCACAGGUGUCCAACGUGCAUGCGCGGGGGGCAAAGUUGUCUUGGGCACCCCCAGUUGGGUUGGUGAGCCGGUUCAAUAACAGCCAGACUUACGAGGUCUCUCUGUCUGAGAAGGGACGGGAUGGGAAACCCAGACUUAUAUACAGUGGAGAGGAGUUGGAGUGUCAUCUAAAAGACUUGAAGCCAGCUUUAGACUACCAAGUACGAGUCAGUGCAGUGUGUAACUCUAACUUGAGGGUUGUGUGUUCGGAGCCCGAGCUGUUUACAACACACAGCUGCCCCCCCGACCAGCCCGUAGCCCCCAAAUUGACUCAUCGCGCGAAGAGCACCCUGACACUGCAGUGGAAGCCCCCCAAUGAAAACGGAUCCAAAAUCACAAACUACUACCUGGAGUGGGAUGAGGGAAAGAAGAACGGUGUUUUUAGAGAAUGUUACAUUGGGAGCCAGAGACACUGUAAGGUGACCAGACUGUGUCCUGCCAUGGGCUACACGUUCAGAGUCGCCGCGCGCAACGACAUAGGCAAAAGUGCCUUCAGCCCAGAGGUGCUGGUCCACACGACGGGUACGCUGCCCUCCUGCCCCCUGGCACCACGACUGCUGCGCGCUGGCGUCUCCUGGGUCACCCUGGAGUGGGGCAGACCCGAGGGCAGCACCAAUGAGGAAGUGCUCACAUACACACUGGAGAUACUGGAGGACAACACCGGAACUGACUUUCAUCCAAAGUACACUGGAGAUAACCUGACCUGCACAGUACAGGGCCUGAAGAGGAGCACGCAGUACAAAUUCAGGCUGAUAGCAUCUAAUAUGGAGGGUUCCAGUAAUCCCAGUGAAGUAUUGGUAUGCACUACCAGUCCUGACAAACCUGGACCCCCGUCUUCCCCCCGAGUCGUUGCCGCUACACCUUAUGGCUUUACCAUCACCUGGGAUCCUCCCCAGGAUAAUGGAGGUUCAGAUGUCCUCACGUAUCUGCUGGAAAUAUCAGAAGGCAGCUCAGAUGCUGGCCAGUGGGAGGUAGCGUACAGCGGGCCAGCCACGGAGUGUGUGUGUGAGCGUCUGACCCCCGGCACGGCCUACCACAUGAGGCUGUGUAGCAUUAGCACCGGAGGACACAGCCAGUGUUCCGUCAGUGUUCCGGUUCGUACGCCGAGCGUCGCCCCUGGGCCCUGCCGACCACCACGGAUCCUGGGUAAAGCCAAACACAAGGAGGUUCAGUUAGAAUGGGAUGCCCCGACGUCAGAGGGAGUGUGUGAGGAGUGUGUGUUCAGCCUGGAAAUGACAUCAUCAGAGGGCAACGCUGAGCCCGCGGAAGUGUACAAUGGGAAGGAGCUGCAGUGCAGCGUGGGAUGUCUUCUGCCAGGGGCAACCUACAUCUUCAGACUGAGGGCUGCCAAUGAGGCUGGGUUCGGUGAGUACUCUGAACCGGUGGAGGUGACGACAGCAGCGGGUCCUCCAGGCCAGUGUGUGGCGCCACUCAUCACUCUGACCAACACCACGUGUCUCACAGUUAGCUGGGAGAGUCCAGAGGGAUCGGGUUCUGAUAUCUCAGAGUACCGUCUGGAGUGGUCCAGGGAGGAGGAGCCAAUGGAGCUUAUCUACUGUGGACCAGAGACACAGUGUGAACUGUCAGACCUGACCCCUGCCACACACUACUGCUGUAGGCUGCAGGCGGUGAAUCAAGCAGGGGUGGGGCCUUACAGUGAACAGGUGAGCUUCCAGACUCCAGCAACCAUUCCCGACGCGGUUUCCGUUUUCUUCCUGGUUGACCAGCUCCAAUCAGAUCAGUCCCCCUCCACCUGCCUCUUCCUGAAGUGGGAGGAGCCUAAUUGUAAUGGGGCAGAUAUAACGUCUUACAUCAUCAGUCUGGACGAUCAACUCAUCACUGUGGAAACAGGAACCACUCACCUAAUCACCGACCUGCAGCCAGACAGCCAAUACAGGGUGCAAAUACAGGCAGUGAAUGUGAUUGGCUGUGGCCCGUUGAGCCCGCCCCUGGUGGCUAGAACACGCCCCCUCCCUCCAGCUCCUCCCCCUUUGGAGUGUUCAGCCGCCGGCCCCCAGAGCCUGAAACUGAAGUGGGGGGAGAACGUUGCACACACACACACCCGCUCUCUGCUCUCCGACGACAUGACCUACACACUACAGAUGGAGGAUAAAAACCACAGGUUUGUGACCAUCUACCGAGGUCCCAGUCACACUUACAAGGUUCAGCGCCUGACAGAAUCCAGUAGUUAUCGCUUCAGGAUCCAGGCCUGCAAUGAGUCAGGGGAUGGACCCUUCUCAGACACACAGAACUUCUCCACCACGAAGUCUGUACCUCCUGCAUUAAAAGCUCCCAGAGUCCACCAGCUGGAAGGGAAUGUGUGUGAGGUCACCUGGGAGACCAUUCCACCCAUGAGAGGUGACCGCGUCAACUACAUCCUUCAGGUGCUGGUUGGACGAGAGUCAGAGUACAAACAGGUGUUUAAAGGAGAAGAGGGUGCCUUCCAAAUCACCGGUCUCCAAGGCAACACAGACUACCGUUUCCGUGUGUGCGCCUGCCGCCGUUGCCAGGAUACCAACCAGGAACUCUGUGGCCCUCUAAGCCCCUCCUCCCUGUUCACCCUGCGUCGCCAGGAGCAACAGUCGCUGGGAGAGAUGAGCACGGUGGAGACUGGGAAAGGGGCGGGGCUAAUAUCGAGCGACGAGCGCUUUGCGGCGGUCAUCGUGUGUGUGUUCGCCGGUCUCUCCAUCCUCAUGGCCUGUCUGCUACAAUACUUUGUCAUGAAGUGAGGGGAUGUAUCGGCAAUGGGGUUUUAAGAGAAAAGAACAGAAAGGAAGAAAGCUUCUACGCAGGAAAGGAAAGAAAAUAAAACACUUGAGAAUCAACUACAGGAUAGAAAGAGAAAUAAACCAGAGAGAAAGAAAGAAAAACGUCUAUGCAAAAAAAGACGUGAAACAAAACAAAGACUUGAGCUGUACUACAGUUUAUCGGACUGUGUUGUAGUCCACGUAUCUCUUCGCUCUUUCCUCUUCUCUCUCUCUCUCUCUCUCUCUCUUUCACACUCUCCUAAUCUGUCUCAUGUUGUUCAUAGAUUGGUCUCUCUAUUUCAUUUAAAGGAUGUAUUUGGAGGGAAGCUGUUCGUAGCCAAAACCUUGUUGGACAACAAACAAACAGACUGUUAACCAAGCCAGACUGUUAACCAUUAGCCAGCCACGAGCCUAGCAGAGCUCUUCUCAACCUGCAUGACUUUAUUUUGUAUCUUUUUGAACCUACAGUAUGUAUUACGGUUAGACAAAGUGUAUUUUCCUUACUUUUCUUUACAGUCAAUUCCUUAUUUUUUUUUGUGUCAGUGUCAUAUUUGCAUUGCUCGCUUUUGUAGUUUUUUACUGUUGCGCCAUUUUGAAAUGUAGCUCCAAAGCUUCAGCCAUGUAUCCAUAAAUAUCUGUUUCAUUGUCUAUUAUCGGUCAAAUAAUGCAAUCUUUACACACAGAAACACAAAAAAGAAACACAUAGAAACACACACACACACACAGCAAGACAAAUACAGACACACACACACUCACUCAGAUGCCUUCUUUUCUGUCUCCUUUAUUCAGCUACCAAAGCGAUGCCAUGGCUAAAAAAUGCUGCUAUCCUGUUUCGUUGUAUCUAAGAAAGAAUGGAACUAGUUACCUAAUAUAUACAAUCUAUAUCAAAUAUAUCUAUGAUAGAUCUACCUAUCUAUCUCUGUAGGGGCGAUGCUAUGAUGUAAUUGGCCGAGUGUAGAGGUCUGGUGGACAGAGACAAAGACGGGGAGGGAUCCAGGCAGAUGUUGCCCUUUAACCACGGAUUUAGGAAGGGAUGUCAACCCAGUUUGUCAGACCACCAGACACCGGUCAUGUCUAGCCAAUCAGUGACACCGGUUAAUCAAUUUAGUGUCAGGUAAAACCUUUUCUAAUUUUUGUUAUCUAUCAAAAAACUUUGACCUGUGAGAACUGGACAUGACACCCCCGGUCUCAGGCUAACCUGGCUGAUUGGGAGUGGUAUAAGUGAAAAACAAUAUGUAUUUUAGGUGCUUAUCUGCAGAUCUGAGGUCGGUUCAGUUGACAGCCACCGUUUUAGAAUGUGGAGGUUACUGUAGUUACCAUUUAACCCCGCUCCCCUUUGUUCACAAAUUUUCCUUGUGACAAACUCAGCCCCAGUCUGCCCUCGUAACACUUCAUGCUCUUCUUUCUAUUUGCCUUAACCUUUUUUUCCUGUCCCUAUGUCAUUCCUAGCCUGCCUCUUUCCUUUCCUCCUUCCCUGUACCUCUUUCUCCCCUUAAUGCAGAAGUCCUCCCUAGGUGCCUCUUGGUCCUGAUAAUGCUGAAGUCCUCCCUCUGUCCCUCUAAGCUGCGCCUCCUCUGUCUCAUUAGUCAGCAGAUCCUUUAACUGCUCCAACACUUUUGCCAAAGUCGAUGGGAAAGUUACGCUAUAAUUUCUCUAUAGGUUCUAUAAGUUUAUUUAAGUAUAAUAUUUGCAUACAGUACUUUACAAGCCAAUUACAGUGCAAUCUUUUCAGUUAUUUAUUGUUUUAAAGAAUAAGAAUUUAGAGACAAAUGUAAGUGUAGGUAUAAAUGUACUAAUUUGUUUUCUUCUCGUAGCAUGUUAUAUUGUCAUUAUUAUUCUGUUUUUGUUAUUAUUGGAUGUUAUUUUAGAUGUUUGAUUUAAGGCCAGCAUUUCGUACUCUCAGUAACCCUUUGCAUUUCUCUUUUUUUUCUCUUUCAAUUUUUGGGAAAACAUGUAGUUUUUUUAUUUUAUUCUGUCUGUCAAUUUUUACGUUAACCAAAUGCCUUGUCAUCUCCCUCGCACAGAAUUGGCUGUUAUCCAUAACCACACAUCAUCAUCAAAUCAUAACAAUGACAAUUGAUCUGUAUUUGUUAUGGAGUUGAUGACUCUGGCUAUGAUCGCCUUGUGGGCUUUUCUAUAUGCAUUGAGAGAUGUAGCAAAUCUUUAGCCAGGCCUUAUUGGGAAGGAUAUUAGACAGCUGGAGCAAGCACACAAAGUUUCUUCAGAAACCUUGGCCUUUCCAGGUUAUUUGAAUGUCUGCGUUGGGACUGGAGUAGAGACUUCCACCUGGGAGGGGCCCCUGAUGGUUAUGAAGGUACUCUUUAUAGUUACUGUAACCAGUGCUUGACAUGGAAGACAACCACUGUUAUUCUACCUUACCAGCCUGUAUUCUACAAGAGUGGCCAUUAUUCAAACAGGACAACGUAGCUCCCGUACUGGUCUGCGCCGUCCCACUUCGACCACGAACAGAAACAACACCUUCUGUAUACUGUAUAUCUAUGUUUCAGCUUAGGGGAGUAGUGGGAGGUCAUUUGAUGACCUACGCUACUGGAACUUGAAGACGGGACUUGAAGACCUGGGUUAGCUCCACGGGGAUAAUGCCCUCGGCUUUAGUUCCGGGGCAGAACCCACUUUGGGACGAUGUAAAGUGCUUCCUCGGCCUGAAGCUGCAUUGUUCCCCAGGGAGUCUGAAGAGUAGUUGCCUUACUUCUGCCUUGCUGGCCUUGCCUAGUGUUGUAGCUUAACAUCCGUCUGAUGACCUGGUUUUUUUUUCUGCCAAAGUUGAGGCUUGCGUCACCGCAUUUUACUAUGUUUGUGUGUGUAUGUGCCAAACACACACACACACACGACUUUUCUGUUAUUUUCAUACUAAAGGGUUCCGUGGCGUUCCCUCUGUGACGACACAUCAUUAUUAGUGAUAUUAUAUUAGUAUUAUUGCCUCAAAAAGGAAAAACAUAACUUGAUCUGUGAUUUACGCUUUUUUCAUAUUAUCUUUUGUUAUUUUCUUUUGUUUUUGUAAAGCGAAAUGCAUUAAUUGUGCCACUGUUAAAUGUGUAGCCCCUUUACAGAGUUUUAAACACGCUGAUUUCACACUGAAAAGGUAAAAAGAUUAAAACAAUCAAGCCACGAUUUCAGAUCGAUGAGAAUGACGACGACGAUGAUGAUGAUGAUAAUAAUAAUGAUGAUGAUGAUUACUGAUGAUCCUAAUGAGAGUGAUGAUGACGAUGACUACUUUUCCAAGCUUGUCGUUUUAGAGCGUUGAUUUGUAUCCAGUAUUUUCCUAAGAAACGAUAAUUCAGUGCAGAGAUAUUAUACAUAUAGAGAUAGAGUACUGAGGGUUAAAUUGAGGCAAGGACAACUAACAGAGAUUAUAUGAAGCACUUUUGAAGCCGAGCGGUGGACACUUAGCCCAUCACCUUGUCCUGAGAACCAGAAUUCUUUUUUUAUCCGACAUCUUGUUUUGAUUCCAGGCCAGCUGCUGACCGGGCAGUCGGUUACAUUGGCAUUACGUUGUCGCUUGGCAUUUUGACAGUCGUUUGGCAUCGUUGCGUCAUUUGGUGUGACCAAGCCAUAGGUGUGUUGCUAUGUCAUCUGGCGUGACUUGUUCAUGUUAUGCGUCUGUCCUGUCGACCCCCGUCUCAGCAUGAAGACUGUUGAUAUGUCCUUUACUGCCUGGCACUGUGGAAAUCCUCCCCAAACUUUUUACUGCCAGGCCAUUCCUGAUGCCUACAGCGUUGACAGAGUUUUUCCUGGCCAUGUGACUGGACCAGAGUCAGGAAACACUCCAGUCCCUACUCCCUAGCAACGCUGAAUAUUAUAGGCUGAGUUUAGGAUCAUGUUACGCCAGGUUAAGCCAAUUCUACUUCGAGUAAUAUACCCAAUGUUGAUCCACUGUUCCCUUUAGGUUUUUGAUCAUUUUCUUUCAAGCUUUUGGCCAGUGUUUUUACAUUUCUUGCCCCAGUGGCUAUUUGUAUAUGUGGGCAACAAGCCCACUGGUCCUGCUCUUCUAGUGGGUCCUGAACACAACACAUAAAUCUGCCCGACCCAACGUCUGUGCCUUCUGAUUGGUUUUUUUUUAGUCUUUUUUUUUUUACUUUUUUUUUUUUU